Molecule: messenger RNA, 525 nt
Organism: Didymodactylos carnosus
Lineage: Eukaryota; Metazoa; Rotifera; Eurotatoria; Philodinida; Philodinidae
Source: the annotation of a GenBank genome assembly
AUGCCCGUUGGCUCCGCUGUCUAUGAUAAUAAUCCAUCAUCAUUAGCAACAACAACGGAUCCCGUAUUGAUAGCUAGAUUUUUAUUACGCUCAUUACGGUAUAAUAUAUUAGCUGCAAAAUCUACAUUGAAACACUUAAAUGAUCGUUAUCCACUUAAGUAUAUUAAUAUUGUUGAAGAUUUAUCUAAACGCAGCCAAGCCGAUACAAAUGAAUCAGAGGAAGCUGGCGAUGAGAUAACAGCUACAUCAGCGUCAAAAGGUCCAAUAACAUCAUUAAAAAUAUCUGCUACAUUAGAUUUUGGCAAAAGAAAUUUAAGAAUUCGAUCACCAUCACCUCCAUCCGUUGAUUUAGAUCAACCACUAGAUGGUAAUAUGGUAAUAUCACCAGCAACUAUUCCACAUCGUCAAACGUCAAGAAACUUGAUUUCUUCAUCAACAGUGUCACCUUCUGGUGCUGAACGAGAAUUAAAUCAUGAUAAAAAGUUAAAUGCAGAAAAGUUGAAUGAAUCACCAAUCAAAGACUAG